UUCCUCCUUAACAGAGGCAGGCCGACUGUCUUUGCUUUUAGUAAAACAGCGAUCAUCCUGAUCAAGCACACGGUCUCCAUAUCAUCAUGUCAGCCCGUCCUCGAGUCUUGAUUUCCCGAUCUGCCCCUCCCGCGGGCAUCGAUCCGAUUAAGGCUGUGUGUGACGUAUGGAUAUGGCCCGAGGAAGACCCCAUCCCGGAUGAGGAGUUUCAGAAGCAGGCAGCAGGGGUAACUGCCAUUUUCUGUCAUCCACCCGACAAGAUUAACAAGGCCUUACUUGACGCUGCAGGCCCGAGUCUGAAGGUGGUUGGCACAAUGUCAGUCGGACUUGACCACAUUGACCUUGAAGAGUGUCGCCGUCGUGGUAUCAAGGUCGGCAACACUCCUGACGUGCUGACCGAAGCUGUUGCUGAACUGACCAUAGCACUUCUCCUGUCAGCAGCACGUAGACUUAAGGAAGGAUACGCAUGCGUGGUAAGCGGAGAAAAACUCUGGGAAAACGCCCAUUUUCUAUGUGGACACGAGAUUACCGGAUCCACCAUUGGCAUUGUGGGAUUAGGACGCAUCGGUAUGGCGGUUGCUAAGCGACUUAAAUCCUUCAAUGUUGCAAAGUUCCUGUACACCGGAAAUAGCCAGAAAUCCUAUGCUGAAGAAGUGGAUGCAGAAUUUGUUUCGUUCGACAAACUUCUCGAAAAUUCUGAUUUUGUAAUCGCAUGUUGUUCUAUCAAUGCAAACAAUCCAGGUCUUUUCAACAAAGCUGCAUUUAAAAAGAUGAAGAAAUCAGCCAUAUUUAUCAACGUUUCACGAGGGGUACUGGUCAAUCAGGACGAUUUGAUUGAGGCCUUGACCACUGGUGAAAUAUAUGGCGCUGCACUUGAUGUCACCACCCCGGAACCUCUUCCACUAGAUAAUCCACUACACUCCCUCAAGAACUGUCUAAUGACACCCCACAUAGGAAGUGCCAGCUAUAAGGCUAGAAAUGGAAUGGCCAGUCUGACAGCCAGGAACAUUUUGGCGGGAAUUCGAGGCGAAGAUCUCCCGUCCCCAGUUGCGUAAUACUAAAGAUAGUAACAUUUAUUACAACGUUAUUCUGUACUUGCCUUAAAUGAUUGUAUGUUUCAGAUAAAGAGGAUAUGAAACGCUUUUUUCUGGCAUAUAAUUAGCACUGUCAUAUUAAAAGUUUUUGUUUCAAAUUUUUCAAAUUUUAUUCUUUCAUACGAAGACAAAUUUAAGUAGCAGGUUGUUACAGGGUGUUGGAACAUUUUGAGCGCGUUCUGAUUGAUCUGCAGUAAAGAACUGACAUCACAAUAUCGUGCCCACUUGCUAAUAGCCUCGCUAUUUGACUUAUGAUAAGAGGGAACCGAAGUCCUCUAACGGAAAUAUUUCUGUCAAAAGUGAUGAUUUAAAGAUAGCAAUUAAUUCAAUGGCUCUUUAUUAUUGUGCUA
This is a messenger RNA of Ylistrum balloti, 1444 nucleotides long. RefSeq names its product glyoxylate reductase/hydroxypyruvate reductase-like. Gene Ontology annotation, molecular function: hydroxypyruvate reductase [NAD(P)H] activity; hydroxypyruvate reductase (NADH) activity; NAD binding. NCBI's taxonomy places the organism in Eukaryota, Metazoa, Mollusca, Bivalvia, Pectinida, Pectinidae. Gene Ontology annotation, cellular component: cytosol. The transcript is spliced from 4 exons. Bases 87 to 1055 code for a protein of 322 amino acids. The record is from RefSeq and is a predicted model, not a curated record.